GCUGACUUUGUGAAAAUCGCCCAUCCUGACUUUGCAUUCAGAGAGGCUGCUGAAGAAGCUUGCAGGAACAUUGGUACCGUGGUUGAGAAAUUAAAUACAGAUGUUGAACUGUGUCAGAGUUUGAGACGUCUGCUAGCUGAUGAAGUUGUUAUGAGUUCUCUAGAUCCAGAAACCAGGCGAGUGGCAGAACUUUUUAUGUUUGAUUUUGAGAUCAGUGGCAUUCAUUUGGAUGAAGAAAAGCGUAAAAAGGCAGUCAACCUCAACGUCAGAAUAUUGGAUUUAUGUAAUGAGUUUCUGACAGGAACUCACCUUCCCAACAAGAUUGACAAACAUGUUUUGCCAGAGCAUAUUCGGUAUAAUUUUACAGCUGAAGGCAAUUACUUACAAGUGGCUGGUCUGCAUGCUGAUUGUCCUGAUGAUCUGGUGCGAGAAGCUGCUUACAAGAUUUUUCUUUACCCAAAUGCUGAACAGUUGAGCCGUUUAGAAGAAUUGCUUGCUAGCCGAAACAGUCUGGCGCAGUUGGUUGGGUACGACACCUUUGCCCACAGGGCUCUUCAGGGAACAAUGGCCAAAACUCCAGAGACAGUAACACAGUUUCUGGAGAAGCUUUCUGACCAGUUGUCUAAAAGAACUCAAAAAGAUUUUGAAAUGAUGACAAAGAUGAAAAUGAAGCUCAACCCCCAGAAUUCAAAGCUGAUGCCGUGGGAUCACCCUUACUACAGUGGCGUCCUUCGUGCUGAGAGGUACAACAUCGAUCCUGGCUUGUACUGUCCAUUUUUCUCUCUUGGGGCGUGCAUGGAAGGUUUGAACUCUUUGUUCAGUCAACUCCUAGGAAUCUCCCUUUAUGCCGAACAGACACAGAGAGGAGAGGUUUGGUCUGAAGAUGUUCGAAAGUUGGCUGUUGUUCAUGAAACUGAAGGUUUGCUAGGAUACAUCUAUUGUGACUUCUUUCAGCGACCUGAUAAACCACAUCAGGAUUGUCAUUUCACAGUUCGUGGAGGCAGGUUAAGGGAAAAUGGAGAGUACCAGCUGCCUGUAGUUGUUCUUAUGCUUAGCCUGCCCCAUUCGACAAGGAGUGCACCAACGCUACUAAGUCCUGGCAUGAUGGAGAAUCUCUUCCAUGAAAUGGGACAUGCUAUGCAUUCUAUGCUGGGAAGAACUCGGUACCAACAUGUCACUGGAACCAGAUGUCCUACUGAUUUUGCUGAAGUUCCCUCAAUUCUGAUGGAGUACUUUGCAAAUGACUAUCGAGUGGUUAACCAGUUUGCAAGGCAUUAUAAAACGGGACAGCCGCUACCAAAAAACAUGGUGUCAAGACUAUGUGAGUCCAAAAAGGUGUGUGCUGCUGCUGAUAUGCAGCUCCAGGUAUUUUAUGCUGCCUUGGACCAAAUCUACCAUGGGAAACAUCCUUUAGAAAAGUCAACCACAGAAAUUCUAAAGGAAACACAGGAGAAAAUUUAUGGAUUGCCAUAUGUACCUAAUACAGCCUGGCAGCUGCGAUUCAGUCAUCUUGUGGGCUAUGGUGCCAAAUACUACUCCUACCUCAUGUCUAGGGCUGUUGCCUCCAUGGUGUGGAAACAGUGUUUUGCUCAGGACCCAUUUGAUAGGGCAAUGGGUGAGCGUUAUCGUAGAGAGAUGCUGGCACAUGGUGGUGGAAAAGAGCCCAUACUUAUGGUUCAAGGUAUGCUUCAGAAAUCACCUUCAGUUGAAGAUUUUGUGGAUGCCCUUGUUUCAGACUUAGACCAAGACUUCGAAACAUUUAUCAUGGACUCGUGA
Molecule: messenger RNA, 1776 nt
Organism: Phaethon lepturus (White-tailed tropicbird)
Lineage: Eukaryota; Metazoa; Chordata; Aves; Phaethontiformes; Phaethontidae
Gene: MIPEP
Product: mitochondrial intermediate peptidase
Exons: 17
Biological process (GO): peptide metabolic process
Cellular component (GO): mitochondrion
Molecular function (GO): metalloendopeptidase activity
Source: RefSeq, a predicted model, not a curated record